AUGAGUUGUGUUAUAGAUGCUAUUGUGGGAAAAAUAUUAGAUCCAAUAUUUGACUAUUUGUUCGCAUCAAUUGGGCGUCAAAUUGGUUAUCUGGUUAAAUAUAAGGAAAAUAUUGAGAGUUUGGAAAAAGAAGUGAACGAUCUUAAAGGUGUGAGGGACAGAGUCCAAGCAGCAGUCAACAGAGCCACGGACAAUGGGAUGACCAUUGAGAAGGAUGCUAAGAAGUGGCUGGAGGAAGUGCAGCAGUCGUUGACGACUUUGGAAGAAGUGAACAAAUCAUUGCAAGGCAGAACAAAUCUCAAAUGUCUUGAUGUACGUUCACGGUAUAGGAUUGGUAAGAAAGGGAAAAAGAUGGCGAUGGAUGCUAUCAAACUAAAAGAGAAACACAAUACGUUUGGCGAUGAAGUUGCACACCCUACUCCUCUCAAAGACAUUUGGUACACAUCCAGCACAAGUUAUGAGCAUUUUGAUACCAGAAAAUCAGUCUUUGAAGAGAUCAUGCAGGCCUUGAGAGAUGAUAAGAAUUUCAAAAUUGGGAUAUAUGGAAUGGCAGGCGUUGGCAAGACAACAUUGGUGGAGGAAGUUGGCAAACAAGCUAAAAAGGUUCCUUUUGAUGAGGUCGCUAUGGCAGUUUUUUCUCAGAAGCCGGAUUUGAGACAAAUUCAAGGAAAACUUGCGAACUGUUUAAAUCUGAAACUAGAUAAUGAGAGUGAAGAAUGGAGAGCCGGUCAACUAUACAAUAGAUUGAAGAAUGGGAAAAAAAUUCUUGUAAUAUUGGAUGACAUUUGGGAUGAUCAGAUUACAUUGAAGAAAAUAGGAAUUCCAGCAGAAAAUAGCACGGGUUGCAAAAUUUUGCUAACCUCUCGAAGACUGGAAGUGUGCAAACAAAUGGGGUUUGAAAAAAACUUCCCAAUUGGACUCCUGUCGGGAGCUGAAGCUUGGCAACUAUUCAGGAAAACAGUUGGAGAUUUUAUAGAAGUUGAUAUUGAUAUUCACUCUGUAGCAGAACAAGUGUGCAGAGAAUGUGAUCAUCUACCGUUGGCAAUUUGUGCAGUUGGAGGGGCAUUGAGCAGUGAGGAAGAUAAGCGUGUAUGGAAUGAUGCACUUGAACAACUGAAACAUUUUCAUAGAUAUAAAAUUGAUAGAAUGAAAGAAAAAGUGUAUUUAUGCAUUGAGUGGAGCUACAUGUAUCUGAAGCAGGAAGAUGUGCAGUCAUGCUUUCUGUAUUGCUCUUUGUUUCCUGAAGAUACUGAGAUUCCAAUUGACCUUUUGGUACCUUUUCGAGUAGGAACGAAGUUUCUUGGAAGCAUGGAUAGAACAUCAAUGAAACAAGUAAGAGAUAGAACACUUGUGAUAGUUGGUAUCCUUAAAAAAUCUAAUUUGUUGUUAGAAGGUGAAGACAACAUGGUUAAAAUGCAUGACGUAAUUCGAGAUGUUGCCAUAUCAAUUGCAUUAUCAAAAAAUGAGAAUGCAUUUCUAGUGCAAGAUGGUGUCAAUGUUUGGCCUGAUAAAGAUGAUUAUAAAUGUUGCAAAGCCAUCUCAUUAAGGGCUUCCUGCAAUAUUCGUCGGCUUCCUGAUCAGUUAGAAUGUCCAGUACUACGCACUUUAGUAUUGGGAUCAUCCGAUGAUUCACUACUAGAACUCCCAAAUAGCUUUUUUGAAGGGAUGAAAAAGCUUGAAGUUUUGGUUUUGGACAACAUGAAACUAGCACCAUCGUCACUUUCACAUUUGGUUGGUCUCCGGAUGUUGUGUCUAAGUGAUUGUGAAUUGGUAAACCUAUCUUUCAUCAAGGAAUUGAAAAACCUUGAGAUACUGGUCAUUGGUUAUAUUUAUGAAUUCAAAGAGAUGGUUGUGGAAAUAGGACAAUUGACUUCUUUACGGUUGUUGGAUUUAAGAAAAUUUAACAAAGAUAUAGGAUUUCCAUCGGGUUCCCUGUCAUGUCUAUCCGAUCUCGAGGAAUUGUACAUUUGGAAGGAAUAUAAUGGAUGGGAGGUUGAAGGCAAUGCAAGCAUUGUUGAGAUAAAUUGUUUGACUAGCUUAACCGCUUUAGAUAUUUGUAUACCAAAAGAUGUCUUCUUACUACUGCCCAAGGACCUUCCCAGCUUUCAGCUGUUAACGAAAUAUAAAAUAUGGAUUGGGUCGAGAAAAAAUUAUUUUUAUUCACUGCUUGACCGAUACACAGAAACAAAGGUCUUGGGACUUGUGGGUAUUCCUUUGAUGGAUGGGCUUGACGUUUUGAUUGCGAACGCUGAAGUACUAUAUUUGGUUCAUUUGGAAGGUUCAAAGAAGGUGCUUCACAACAGAGACGGAGAGUGGUUUUCAGACUUGAAGUUUCUUAGAGUUUGGGGAUGUGAGGACAUGGAACAUCUACUUGGCAAACCCAAAGGGAAUUCAAAAACUCAUGGACCAUCUCCAUUGGGUUCUUUUGUAUCUGUUCUCGGCCUCCACUGCAAGAUGUCUUCCAAGACCACAUCAACUACUUGUUAG
Molecule: messenger RNA, 2487 nt
Organism: Cornus florida
Lineage: Eukaryota; Viridiplantae; Streptophyta; Magnoliopsida; Cornales; Cornaceae
Product: disease resistance protein At4g27190-like
Exons: 2
Coding region: 1-2487 (828 amino acids)
Molecular function (GO): ADP binding
Source: RefSeq, a predicted model, not a curated record